UGAUGUUCCUGAACACCCUGAUAGGUGGCUCUAAUUGCGCCUGUGCAAAAAAAAAAACAACAACACUUCGCUGACGUGUAUGGGCUGAUGGGAUUGAUGUGUAGCUGCUUUUGAUGCCGAAUUACUUGGAUUUCAGGACUUGACUUGUGAAGAUGAGUGUGGAAGUGGAAAGAAAAUUUCUGUGCAAUGCUGACACUCUGAAAACACUGGAGGAGAUCGGGGCAGUGUGUGUUGGUCAGCUGCAGUUUUGUGACCAGUACUUUGACACCCCCAAGUUUGACCUGACUCUGAGAGACAUGUGGCUGCGUAAACGUGAAGCAUGCUGGGAGUUAAAGUGCCCGACGACGGUCAACGGGACAGAAGAGACGUCUGGGGAACAAUCUAAAGCGGCAGCACUGUGUUCCCGCUACAAGGAGAUAACCAAUCUGCCUGAAAUUCAACUGAGAGUGAAAGAGGUCAUACAAGAUGUUUGUGAGGACAGAGAGACAGAGGCAAGCCACUCACAGGAGGAGGAUUCUUGGCUGAGCAAAAUUAAUCUAGUGUGCUUCGCAAAGUUUACAACAGAUCGGCGGUCAUUCACUUUAGAGGAGGAAGGGGUGCAGAUAGAUCUCGACCAAGCUGACUUUGGCUAUCACGUGGGAGAGAUAGAGGUCCUAGUUCCAGAGGGAGGAGAUGUGCAGUCUGCCUUGGAGAAGAUCGAAAGAACGGCUGGAAAGCUGGGUCUGACUGGAGAUAAGCGAGUUGAAGGGAAAAUGCAUGUUUACCUCCAGAGAAAUCACCCAGAGCACUAUGCUAAACUACUGAGAGAACAUAUUUUGUAAGACAUUAUUAUACACAAUCUCUAACUGUAAGGGAUAAAUAGUCUUUAAGAUGUACUGUACAUAGUCAUAUCUGUUUACGGGGGUAUUAUGUAUUAGAAAGCCUAUUUUUAUUAAAACAAAAAAUGUAAAGAUGCACUGUGUUUAAUCACCAUACAGACCUGAAUCUCUCAAGACAUUUCCUGAAUUAGAAACUUUAGAAACCAGCAUUAGGUCCUUGAAAUUAACACUUGCGGGGUGCUCAGUGGCUGUGUCCUAUAUAGUCCAGGCAUUUUACCUAAAAAUGUGGGUCAACCUCACACAAAUUGCAACAAAAACAAACUCAAUGGAUUCUGUGUCUUCAAUAUGUUCUGAAUGAGAGAAAGAAAAACCUGUUGAAUUGUAUAAAGGGAACAUUUUGGAACACAUUUGAUCGUGUUGUAUUUUUCUUUGAAGAAAAGAAAUAAAAUGAAAAAACCCAUACAG
Sebastes umbrosus (honeycomb rockfish) is the source of this 1283-nucleotide messenger RNA. RefSeq names its product thiamine triphosphatase (gene thtpa). The coding region runs from base 153 to 821 and encodes 222 amino acids. The transcript has 4 exons. Lineage: Eukaryota; Metazoa; Chordata; Actinopteri; Perciformes; Sebastidae. Gene Ontology annotation, molecular function: magnesium ion binding; thiamine triphosphate phosphatase activity. Gene Ontology annotation, biological process: dephosphorylation; thiamine metabolic process; thiamine diphosphate metabolic process. The record is from RefSeq and is a predicted model, not a curated record.